Lactuca sativa (garden lettuce) is the source of this 879-nucleotide messenger RNA. RefSeq lists its product as uncharacterized. NCBI's taxonomy places the organism in Eukaryota, Viridiplantae, Streptophyta, Magnoliopsida, Asterales, Asteraceae. The record is from RefSeq and is a predicted model, not a curated record.
AUGGAACACAUUACUCUGAUAAAGGAGCUUGACUCAAUUAAGGACGAUUUCACAAUUAAGGUUCGGAUCAAACGUCUUUGGACUCAAAAGUCAAGAUUUGAUGCAAACGAAACAUACUCGAUUGAAAUGGUUUUGAUGGAUGAGGAGGGAAGGAAAAUUCAUUCAUCUUGUCUGAAGAAAUGGUUUCCUAAAUUCCACCGCUAUUUAAAAGAGGAUAAUAUUAUUGGACACAUUUUUGAAUAUGGGUGUAUAGAUACCUCGGAACAAGAUAAAUCAAAAUACAAGAUGCUCUUGCAUCUUCAAGAUAUAGAGGAUACUAAGCUUAAGGUAACUUUGUGGGGUCAUAAUGCAUACUACAUGCAAGAUUUUCUUGCUAACAAUAACAACCUUGCUCCAGUAGUUUUUAUUGUUCGGUUUGCUAGAGUGAAGUUUAUUAAUGGUCGUCCUUUUUCAUCCACCUACUUUGAUGUUAGUAGGUUGUUCAUAAACAAUGAUAUGAAUGAAAUUACAAGCUACAAGAACAAAUUAGUUUCUGAAGAUGGACAACAACUUUCCUCAAGUGGAAUCAAAAUGAUGGAAUCAAAACAAGUCACAGAACAUGAUGACUUUCUGAAAAAUAAUGUAUUUUCUAACAUUGAUGAUUUAUUUGAACCUUUGGAGAAAAAGAUGCCACCAUGUAAAUCAAAUAAGUGUUUCAACAAUAGUCUACCUAUUCUAGCACCUCCACACUAUGACCCUUCUAUCUUCCAAGCAGCAGUAACAGCUACCUUCGCUGCUGCCAUGACACAAAUAAAAGCCAAUGGUACUAGUGGAGCUGGCAGUGGUGCUCAUAAUUCAAAUCAUGAAGAAAGUCUUGGACACCCUAAGGAGUGUUCGUAA